AUGAGAGCUGCGCUGAGAUUGAACGUUUCGAUGCCUUCUUCAGCGACCCUCAUCGGCCGCUACCUGGGCUACAUCACGGCGCACACCACGCGCGGCUACGCGAACGUGCUGGCAGAGCGAAGGAAGGAGCUGGAGAAGCUGGCCGCGCUCUUCUCUGAGGCCCGCGACGAGAUCGAGAACGCGCGCGAGAGCGCGGGUACGACCUACUUCAACGAGGACUUUGCGGAGGCCAAGAGCUGCGCCACCAACGCCCUCGACUACUACAACCAGCUGCUAAAAGAGCUGCAGCCAGAGGAGGCCAUCAAAUUGAAGGAAGAACAGAACCCCAAGAUGGAACAGCUCAAGAUGGAGCUUUCCAUGCUCGAAGAGCUCGCAGCCGACUAA
Molecule: messenger RNA, 384 nt
Organism: Acanthamoeba castellanii str. Neff
Lineage: Eukaryota; Discosea; Longamoebia; Acanthamoebidae
Product: late embryogenesis abundant protein
Exons: 6
Coding region: 1-384 (127 amino acids)
Source: RefSeq, a predicted model, not a curated record